AUGUCUAUGAUUGAAGAAGAAGUGGUCGUUGCACCAUGGGUGGGCCCUACAAGCUGUAAAAAUACAUUAUCGACAAUAGUUUUGUCGUCAAACAUUGAUAUCAUAGAAAAGAUAUCUGAAGCCCUAACAGAAGUUCACGGCAAAGGAAACUUUCGCUGGAAACUUAUAGUGCUAAAGUCUUUUUAUUUAGAUGAAGUCGUUAAACAGUCGGAUUUAACAGGAAAAAUCGCAAUAGAUUUUGUUAUUUUAGCGAUAGACACAAGUAGAAUAUUUUGUUUAGAGUGGGCCAAAAAAGUUCUUUCUCAAGUGCAUCCUGAUUUAAGAGUUCGACGUGUGGUACUUGUGAACGCAAGUGGACUUCCAGUGAACGCCAUGGCCAUAAGUGCUGUUGAACUUUUAAAUUUCCAAACAGAGAUGAAUCUGGACAUUAUAUCUGCCAAUGUGUUUGAUGUUGACAAUGCCUCAUUUUUAUCGCGCAGAUUAUUAAAAUAUAUGGAAGUGUCUGUUGGUGUUAAAACUGGUAUUCCUAAUCUGAAUAUAUGA
Arctia plantaginis is the source of this 543-nucleotide messenger RNA. Lineage: Eukaryota; Metazoa; Arthropoda; Insecta; Lepidoptera; Erebidae. The record is from the annotation of a GenBank genome assembly.